UGUGUUAUUCAAAGUUUUUUGUUCUAGUAGAAGGCAAAAGCUUAAAAUGUUCAAACAAAUUAUAUGUAUAUCUUCGAUAUUUUGAUAUUGGUAUUUUUGCCAUAUGUUUGCAGCCAACAACUUGUCUUUAUUAGAACCAAACAUUCUGUAUCUGGAGGAUAAGCCGCCAAAAAUUUGUAAAACUAAAAGAAAAGUUACAAAUAAAAAAUCCCUGAAAAAGGCUACAAGCAAAACUAAACAAAAACUUCCAAUAACUUCAAAAAAAAGAUCAACUAAAAUUAAACAAGAUUAUAUUAUAAAAAAAGAAUUGUGUGUACUUGAUGAACAGGAUGAAAUAAUGGAGAAUAAUGAUCCUAAUGAUCCUUUAUAUACUGCAAAAUUGGAAGUGAAAUCUGAAGAAAAUGACAGCAUACAAUACGAAUGUGAAACCGAUGAACAGGAAAAUUGUGAUAAUGAUAAAGACUAUAAUUAUGAACAGGACAUGUUUGAAAGUAAAUUGGAAAAGUAUAAAGAUGAAUGUGACGAUAGCACUGAAAGUGAAAAUGAAGAUGAACCGUUGAUUGUACUUUCACGACGUAGGGGUAAAUAUCGUAAGAAAAUAGGCAAUGAAGAUAACAAAAUUCCUCGUAGGGUUGUAUGUGGAGGAUUAUGUAAACAACAUUGUACAGAGAAAUUUACCGAGGAACAGCGAAAGAAUAUUUGUGAUUACUUUUGGAGUUUAAACGAAGACAAUAGAUUGACUUUCAUACGAAAACAUGUUAAAGCCAGAUGUUUGACACGCACAAAGCGUGUAAAAGACAAAGAAAUUCGUGCUAACAACUUGCGCUAUUACCUCAAGGCUUAUAAAAUUGGCAACGAAGAAGUUAAUACAUCGGAUGAUCUAAUUACAGUUUGUCCAAAAUUCUUUAAAGCCACCUUGUGUACUACCAGCAAUUUCAUUAAAAUGGUUAAUGAAGCCACUGUAUUGGAAAUCGAAAAAGAAUUGCUAUUGCUCAGUCAGAAAAAGGCUAUGGAAAAAGAGAAACCCCGGGAACCACAACAAAUUUUAGAUCCAGAAACGGGAAAUUUAACGGUAGCCACUAAUCUCAGAACACAGAAUGUAUCUCAUGAAAAGAAAAAACACAUAAGACGCAAACCGGGAGAUCCAAAACCUGAGCACUUUCCGAAGUCAAUAAAUUGCGUUGUACGUUGUAUACAUAAAUGUCAUACAAAAUUCACCGAAGAAGAACGAAAGCAAAUUUGUGACCUUUUCUGGUCUAUGGACUAUAAAAGGCGCAAAGACUUUGUUCUGGCCGCUAUAGAAGUAAAGGAUGUGGAAAACCCAACAACACCUGAUUUUCGUACAUCUUAUCGACCACCACGGACCCAACAAAGGCGUUACUUUUUGCGCUCUGGUGGCAUGCGUGGAGAAAAUUUGAGAGUUUGUAAACAUUUCUAUAUUAGAACUCUUUGUAUCAACAGUAAUUUCAUCGAUAACGCUGUAAAAUUUGCCGAUAAAACAACCGGCUGUUACACAGGUGCUGAUCGACGCGGUGGUCAUACUCCCAAUGAAAAAACCGAGGCCCGUAAACAACGCGUAUUGACACAUAUCAAUUCGUAUGCCUAUUGGAUACCAAACAAGAAAACUAAAACCAAAUACCUUCAUCAUUCCCUCAGCAUAAAGAAAAUGUAUGACGACUACAAGGAAAAAUGUUUGGCAGAAAAAAUACAAUACGUCUCCACAUUCUACUAUUACACUGCAUUUCAUGACCAUUUUAAUUUAUUAUUCCUGGCGAAUCCACGUCCCAGAAAAGGAUGUGCUUUACAAAAAGGAAAUCCGACUAUAUCCCAUUACACAGGUGAAGAACCUGGAGGAUGUUGGAUUGAUAGUAAAGGUAAUAAGUUGGACUUGCGAUCAAUUGAUCCUGCACGAAGCUUAAACCGCCAAUGCAAUUCCACUGAAGAUCUAUCGGAAAAUACUUUUUCAGUACUUCCUCAUCAGCCGUUAAAUCUACAAAGUUCGACUUCGUUAAUGCAGCCUAAUCCAACUGCGCAAUCACUUACAGUGGUUAGAUCAGAAUUGAAUACUAAUCUUUAUGGAAAUCUAAUUCAAGAUUCAAUUAAUGUGUUUAAAAUGCUUUAGUUUUAAGUGCUUUAAAAUAAAUUUUAAAUACAUUUAGUAAAUAAUAAAAAAAUUAAUUAUAAAUAAAUCUAGGGAAACACAAAGGGUUAUGAUUGUAGAAAUGAAAUUAUUGUUGUCAAACAUUAGGUCAUACGGAUAGUUGAGUUUUGAAUUCACUAAUUGAUUGUGAAGUGUGACAAUUCUCAAACAUUAAUCUAAAGCUAUUUUUUUAAAUUUAAUUAAAUGAAUAAAUGUGUAAUAAUAAUAUCAGUCUAACAUGCAAAGAAAAUUUGCAAAUUGCCAAUUCAUAUCUCCGAAUUUUGAUAAUGUGCUUUUUGCCAUAUGCUUGCAGCCAACAACUUGACUGUAUUAGAACCGAACAUUCUGUAUCUGGACGAGAAGCCGCCAAAAAUUGUUAAAA
Messenger RNA from Lucilia cuprina (Australian sheep blowfly), 2522 nucleotides. RefSeq lists its product as uncharacterized. Bases 104 to 2122 code for a protein of 672 amino acids. The record is from RefSeq and is a predicted model, not a curated record. NCBI's taxonomy places the organism in Eukaryota, Metazoa, Arthropoda, Insecta, Diptera, Calliphoridae. The transcript has a single exon.